This is a messenger RNA of Babesia bigemina, 1596 nucleotides long. Its product is annotated as WD domain, G-beta repeat containing protein, putative. Bases 1 to 1596 code for a protein of 531 amino acids. The record is from RefSeq and is a predicted model, not a curated record. Gene Ontology annotation, biological process: mRNA splicing, via spliceosome. Gene Ontology annotation, molecular function: protein binding. Gene Ontology annotation, cellular component: catalytic step 2 spliceosome; Prp19 complex; precatalytic spliceosome. Lineage: Eukaryota; Apicomplexa; Aconoidasida; Piroplasmida; Babesiidae. The transcript has a single exon.
AUGGCCGACGGCGCGGCGGCGAGGCCGGGCCAUUACGACCGCCUGCUGCGGGCCAACAUCUACAAAUCGCUUAAUCUGUUCGCCGGCGAGUUUGCUGCCCACCCCUUCAACCCUUUGGACGAGUUCACGCGGCGCCGCCUUUCGUGCAAGAUUCUGUCGGAAUAUGGCCCCGUGCUGAACUACCAGCCGAAGGCUGCCAAUGUGCCGGCGAGAAGCGGCCAGAGCGAGGACUCUGCGGCGCCCAAGGCCGCCAAGGACGCGCCAACCAUCAACGUCCGCAAGGCCAAGACCCCGAUUGCGGAAGUCGUGGACGGGCUGCACGCCGCGCUCGCUAGCUCGCGCCCCGCGUCUAGCAAGCUGGCUUACUUGGACGCGGCCGUGUCCGACGAGGUAAACUUCGGCAUCGUGCGCAAGCGGCCGCUGCUGGCGCUGGGCGCCGGCGACUCCGCCAAGCGGCACGAGCACGGCGCUAUCCGUGCCGUCGUCGACGGCGACAGCGCCGGCUCGAGCGCCAUCACGUCCUACCUGCGUGAGACAGUUGCGGGCGGCCACUCUAUCGCAACCCUCGGCAUCAAGCCGAAAACGGACACCAUCCGCCGCACCAAGCCGAAGUGGCACCCCCCCUGGAAGAUGUACCGCAUGAUCGUCGGCCACCAGGGUUGGGUGCACUGCGUGUCCGUCGACGUGUCCAACCAGUGGUUCGCGACCGGCAGCUCUGACCGCCUGAUAAAGAUCUGGGAUUUGGCCACGUGCCAGCUGAAGCUCUCGCUGACCGGCCACAUCAACGCCGUGCGCGACCUCAAGAUCUCGGACCGCCACCCGUACCUGUUCAGCUGCGGCGAGGACAACACGGUGAAGUGCUGGGACAUCGAGCACAACAAGGUGAUCCGCAGCUACCACGGCCACCUGUCGGGAGUGUACUCGCUGGCCCUGCACCCCGCCCUGGACGUGCUGUUCAGCGGCGGCCGUGAUGCCGUCGUGCGCGUGUGGGACAUCCGCACUAAGGAGUCGGUGCACGUGUUCACCGGGCACAGCGGGACCAUCAUGAGCCUGGCGUCGCAGCGCGCUGAGCCCCAGGUGAUAUCCGGCUCCCAGGACAAGACCGUCCGCCUGUGGGACCUGGCUGCCGGCAAGACGCUCGCCACCCUCACCAACCACAAGAAGAGCAUCCGCGCGAUGGCCAUCCACCCCAGCGAGUACACGUUCUGCAGCGCGGGCGCGGACAACGUCAAGGUGUGGAAGUGCCCCGAGGGCGUGUUCCACCGCAACAUCGGCGGGCACAACUCGAUCCUGAACUGCGCGGCCAUAAAGGACGACGGCGAGUCGUCGGUGCUCGUCGCGGGCUCCAACAACGGCCAGCUGCACUUCUGGGACUGGCACAGCGGCUACAAGUUCCAGACGCUCGAGAGCGUGGUGCAGAAGGGCUCCCUCGAGAGCGAGAACGGCAUCUUCGGCUGCGCGUUCGACAUGAGUGAGAGCCGCCUGAUCACCGCCGAGUGCGACAAAACGGUGAAGAUAUGGAUCCAGGACCCCGACGCGACGCCCGAGAGCCACCCCGUGGUCUGGACGCCCGAGGCCGCGUCCAGGCACUACUAG